Messenger RNA from Miscanthus lutarioriparius, 405 nucleotides. NCBI's taxonomy places the organism in Eukaryota, Viridiplantae, Streptophyta, Magnoliopsida, Poales, Poaceae. The record is from the annotation of a GenBank genome assembly.
AUGAUCAAUGGCGAGACAUUACGAACUAAGGCCUUAGGCAAGGCCAAGUUUGAAGACAUGAGAAGCAAGAUUGGUAUCAUGAAGAUCAAGGAUGGGGGAAGCAGCACAAGUGACUGUGCAAGUACCCAGGCAGUUAGCUGUUUAGUUAAUGCUCUAAUGAGCCAUCAAUGUAAUCAAUGUGCUACUUAUCUCCUAUAUAUGAAAGAGCAAACUGUUGCACAUGUCCACAUUCACCUCAUCCCGAGGAAGAAAGGGGAUUUUGAGAAAAAUGAUGAAAUAUAUGACGCGAUUGAUGUGAAAGAGAAAGAAUUGAAGGAGAAGCUUGACCUGGACAUUGAGAGGAAAGAUAGAACCAUGGAAGAAAUGGCUCAUGAGGCCAAUGAGUACCGUGCUCUUUUCUCCUAG